Merops nubicus (carmine bee-eater) is the source of this 1650-nucleotide messenger RNA. RefSeq names its product keratin, type I cytoskeletal 9-like. The coding region runs from base 1 to 1650 and encodes 549 amino acids. NCBI's taxonomy places the organism in Eukaryota, Metazoa, Chordata, Aves, Coraciiformes, Meropidae. The record is from RefSeq and is a predicted model, not a curated record. Gene Ontology annotation, molecular function: structural molecule activity. Gene Ontology annotation, cellular component: keratin filament. The transcript has 11 exons.
AUGAUCUGUAGCUCCAAGCACAACUCCAAGAGCUGCCUGGGAGGGAGCAGUGGUGGCAGUGCCAGCACCGGCGGUGGAGGGGGCAGCAAGUAUUCCUCUGCCUCCUCAAGAGGAAUCACUUCCAGGAUUUCUGGCAGCAGCAGUGGUGGAGGAAGCUCCAGGAGCCUAUGGAGGGGGGAUGAGUGGAGUGGGUUUGGUGCUGCCUAUGGAGGAAGCUUUGGCAGUGGUGGCUUUCAUGGAGGGAAUGUGGGAAUUCUGUCCAAUGAUGAGAAGCUGACCAUGCAGUGCCUUAAUGAACGCCUGGCUUCCUACCUGGAGAUAGUCAAAAACUUGGAAAAGGAAAAUUCUCAGCUGGAACAGUUAAUUAGGGAGUGGUACCAGAAGCAAGGUCCUACUGGUACAAAGGACUACAGCCACUACUAUGGAAAAAUAGAAGACCUUCAAAAUCAGAUUGUGACUGCAGCUGUGGAAACCAACAAGGUACUUUUGGACCUGGAUAACACAAAGAUGACUGCAGAAGACUUCAGGAUAAAGUACGAGACGGAGCGCGGCCUGCGGCAGAACGUGGAGGGCGACAUCAACAGCCUGCGGCCCCUGCUGGACAGCCUGACCCUCAGCAGGGCUGACCUGGAAGCGCAGUUUGAGUCGCUGAAGGUGGAGAUGAUUGACCUCAAGAAGAACCACGAGGAGGAAAUGAAAUCCCUUCAAACACAGUCCAGUGGUGACGUGAACGUGGAGGUGAACGCUGCUCCAGGAGAGGAUCUGCUGAAGAAACUGAAUGAUAUGAGACAAGAAUAUGAAAAUAUUAUUCAGAAAAACCGUGAAGAGGUUGAAAAGUGGUAUGGAAUCAAGAUGGAGGAAGUGAGUCAACAAGUCCACUCGAGUGGCCAGGAAGUGGAAUCGAGUAACCAGAAGAUCUCUGAGCUGAGACGUGACUAUCAGGGCCUGGAAAUCGAGCUGCAGGCCCAGAUCAGCACGGGACAGUCUCUGCGAUCCAACCUGGACGACACCGAGCGUCGCUACAGCAUGCAGCUGCAGCAGAUCCAGAACCUGAUCAGCCCCUUGGAGGAGGAGCUGGCCAGCAUCCGCUGCGAGAUGGAGAGUCAGAACCAGGAGUACAAGAUGCUCCUGGGCAUCAAGACCCGCCUGGAGCAGGAGAUCGCUCAGUACCGGGCUCUGCUGCAGGAGGGGCAGCAGGACAUUGGCAUCUCGCAGGGAGGAGCUGGUGGUGGAUCUUCAGGAGGAGGAGGUCAUGGAGGAACUAGCUGGUCUUCUGGAAGAGGGAGCAGUGGAGGAGGAAGUGGUUGGUCCUCAGGUGGAGGAAAAACUGGAGGAUCCUAUGGAAGAACUUCCUCUUCUGGAGGUGGAGGAGGAGGGAGUGGAGGAGGAACAGGAGGUGGCAAAACCUCAGGUGGAGGAGGUGGCAGUGGUGGAGGAGGAGGAGGAGGGGGCAAAUCCUGCCUCUCCCGCUCUUCAUCUGCCCAGUCCCAGUCUGGCAGCUCUUGUGAAAGCCAGGUUCCAGGAGAUGGUGAAAACAUGAAGCUCUGCCUGGAAGGGAACAGAACACUGGAGAGAGGAGCAACCAUGGAGGAAGUGUCCGAAGCCAUAAAAACGAUGAGAUCGGGGAGCUUCAGAAGGUCUGAGGAGUGA